UUGACCUCUGGGAUCGACUGUGCGGGUCUUACCUUUGACAAUUCGUUGUACUGUUGUACAACAAUGGCAGGAGUCAAGGCCACACAACCUGAUCAGGUUUCCAAAACCAGGAGCGUACCAGCUGAAGGAUAUGAAAAGAAAUGUAUUUUCUGCAAGAUCGUAAACAAUGAAAUGGGCACGGAGCUUCUUCACUGUGAUGAGGAGAUCUCAUGUUUUAGAGACAUUAAACCUGGAGCUCCCCACCAUUACCUGGUCGUCCCAACCAAACAUGUAGGGAAUUGUAAAACACUCAGCAAGGACCAUGUGCCUUUGGUGAAGCGGAUGGUCGAGACAGGGAAGGAGAUCCUCCAGAAAAACAGCGUAACAGACCUCAGCGAUGUCAGGUUCGGUUUCCACUGGCCCCCAUUCUGUUCUGUCACACACCUACACCUUCAUGUCCUGGCACCUGCCAGUCAAAUUGGCUUCAUGUCCCGCCUCUUCUACAGACUCAACUCUUAUUGGUUUAUUACGGCAGACCAGCUGAUUGAGCUUCUCAACUCUAAAGGAGAGACCAACUAAUCCCUCGCUUUGGAUCCAGUUCUGACAGUACUUGACUUUGAUGUGACUGAAACAUCCACCUUCUUGCAGAGGUCAUGUUGAAAGUUGCUGUCUGUGAGAGCUAAUGACAGUAUCUUGUUUCUUGCUGCUUGCGACAUGUCACACAAAUGAUUUUUAAAAUGUUUUUUUUUACAGAAGGAGUUCAUUAAAUCUCAAUUAAUCCUCCGUUUAAAAAAAAAAAUGCAUUUACUUUAUGGACCACGUAUAGCAUACAGUUUGAUUCCCCUGUUUUCAUCUGGUAAUUGCCAAAGAAAUUGUUGAAGGCGUUUUUUCUUUUUACUGAAUGGAAAGUUGAGUACAACAGUAGAUAGCCAAUAUAAUUCACAAGCUGUUUUAUUUCCUGGCAUGCUUAAUGCUUUGAAAAUCAGAUUGUAUGCAUGUGUAAUUGAGAAAAAACUAUAACUAAGAAAACUUAAUUUGUCUAAUUCACAUUUUGACAUAACACGUUGGAUAGUUGUGUACCGAAGGUUCCUCAGCUAUGUUGAGUUAUCUCAUAAUUUUGUGGCCUUGGUGAAGUGGGUCAAAAAUCCCAGAGUAUUAUUAACUAUUUACAAGGCUCCUCUACAGUGGAAGCAGCUAAGUGAUCCUCUAACACUGUAAAGAAUGCUAAAUGAUCUCAACAAGCACUAAAAUAUAGCCAGGUAUCUGUUUAUACAUGCUCAUCUCACGUUUGAUUUGAUGCAAUGUCCUAGGAUUGUGUUAAGAUAUAUAAGAUGAACUAACGGUAUUGUGCAUGAAGUGAAUAUGCCAUACGAUACUACUGUAUGUUAAGGAAUGUAAAGACAGAAAACCAAACUGUAUGUACUGUACACAAGUGUAUGCACUUUAAGAAUUAAUUUAACUUGGAAUAAAUAUUACAUUGCUGCUCCUC
This is a messenger RNA of Perca flavescens (yellow perch), 1468 nucleotides long. It is a transcript of the gene hint3, whose product is annotated as histidine triad nucleotide binding protein 3. The transcript is spliced from 5 exons. The record is from RefSeq and is a predicted model, not a curated record. Gene Ontology annotation, molecular function: catalytic activity. Bases 64 to 558 code for a protein of 164 amino acids. Lineage: Eukaryota; Metazoa; Chordata; Actinopteri; Perciformes; Percidae.